AUUGUACGCCAAGCAUUUGAGAUUCAUCUUUCACCGUGAUAUGAUGUUCAGGUUACUCGUGUUAGCUAGUGUGAUUAUCUUCUCUACGUGUGAUGUGACGUCACAGAAUAAUUGUCAACAAGAUGUGAACUGUUUCUUGCCAAACUGUUUCUGUAGUACAUUCAAUCACCCAAUGAAUUUGAGCGAGAUUCCACAAAUGGUUUAUUUUGGAUUUGAUGACGCUGUGAAUGAACAAAUGGCAGAUCAUUAUGACUAUCUGUUUUUGAAGGAUAAUCUGACGAAUCCAAAUGGAUGUCCUAUCAGUAUUACACUUCUUGUUUCUGACGAAUACACUGAUUACUCAAUUUUAAAACGGUAUUAUCAACAUGGAUUUGAACUCGGUGUUCAUAGUGUAACCCAUACGCAUAUCAAUUCGGGAGUGAAGGUGCGGAAAGAAGCUGAAGAUCAGAGAAAUAAUCUCAUCACACAAGUUGGUGUUUCAAAAAAGGAGGUUGUAGGAUGGAGGAGUCCAUUUCUCAUAACAGCAGGCGAUCAACAGGUAGAUGCUCUAAAGCAACUCGGAUUUAAGUAUGAUAUUUCACUUAUAUACACCAGACCCCAGUUAGACGCUGAUGACGUUUGGCCCUUCACGCUGGACUUUGGAUGGCCCUUCCGAUGUCAAAACAACAGAUGUCCAAAACAAAACCACAAAAAUUUCUGGCAAAUACCUAUCAAUUCCUUGAUAGACUAUAAGCACGAAUACAUGUGUAAUUUUGUUGACGGAUGCCAUAAUAAUCCCGGAAAUGAGGCGGAGGCGUAUAAAUAUAUUAUGGAUAAUUUUUAUAGACAUUACCAUGGGAACAAAUCUCCAUUUGGAUUAAGCAUCCAUGCUGCUUGGUUUCAUACCAGAUAUAUGAGAGAUGGAAUGGAAAGAGCUAUAAAUGAUAUGAACCAAUUUGAGGAUGUUUAUAUUGUAAAUAUUAAGCAGGUGGUGGAAUGGAUGAAGUACCCGACAAAGUUAUCUGAAAUUAAAACAUUUGACGGAUUCGGAUGUUGGCCACGUAAGAAACCAUUAAUACACAUACUCCUCAUAGUAGUUCCGGUUUCUUCUUUUUUAACACUUAGCAUUGGACUGCUUAUUUUUUCCCUUCGAAAAUUAACCCGUAGAAAAGAUUAUAUUGCAUUGAAUCGUAAAGAACAUAUUAAAAAUAUUGUCAAUGGUAGUGAUGAGGCUGACUAAUAAUGUUAUAUAUUUAUUACGUCAUAAUAAAUACUGCUUAAGUCCA
Molecule: messenger RNA, 1265 nt
Organism: Pecten maximus
Lineage: Eukaryota; Metazoa; Mollusca; Bivalvia; Pectinida; Pectinidae
Exons: 1
Coding region: 41-1219 (392 amino acids)
Biological process (GO): carbohydrate metabolic process
Source: RefSeq, a predicted model, not a curated record